This is a messenger RNA of Ilex paraguariensis (yerba mate), 2176 nucleotides long. The record is from the annotation of a GenBank genome assembly. Lineage: Eukaryota; Viridiplantae; Streptophyta; Magnoliopsida; Aquifoliales; Aquifoliaceae.
AAAAAAACCACAAAACUCGCUAUCAUAGAGAAUUUCCACAACCAACUACCGACCUGGAAAAUGAACCAACCGUCCUUUACGAUAAGAUUAAUUUCGAAGAAGCAGUGAACUCUUCUUUGCGACGUUAACCCUCUCUAUACGCAGUACGUACUAUGAUAGAUGAAAUAACCUUGCAAAGAUGAUUCCAUCAUAUACGCCAAGUUUACAAGCAAUAAACGUGAAAAACAGCAGAAGAAAGAGCUUCUCCAACCUCUCGUUGCCUUUAUUCUUUUCAUUUUGGGGUGUACUUUUCCUCUGCUACUCUAAAUUGGGCCUUACCCAUGGUAAUAUAGGAAAUCUGCAUGCUUGUAAUGGGAGCAUAACUAACUCUAGUGUUUGUGAUGAUAAGUUUGGUUAUUGUGGAGAUGGAAACAACAAUUAUAAGGAUGGUGUACUGAUCGAAGUUAGUGUAUCUAUGAUCUUUAAUGAGUCCACUGCUCAUGAUCAUGCCCAUGCAUAUCCUGGGAACUCACUUCGGGGAACAAGUGCAUUGGAGGAAGUAGUCUGGAGAGUUCUAGGUUACACUCCACUGGUGUGUGGAAUUCAACCACAAGAAGAGGAACAUAAGAUUAUGAAACCAGAACAGCUACAAAAUGGCAGAACUCAUCAUGCUUAUCUCAAUCUGGAUGAGUUCAGAAACCUUACAAGGCAAGAAAAAGGCUCGACUACACCAAGUCGGCUUGUUAACAUUACCCACAGGCUCGAGCCUGAUGGGACCGAAUAUAAUUAUGCCGCAGCAUCUAAGGGUGCGAAGGUGGUGGCUCACAAUAAGGAAGCAAAGGGGGCAAGCAACAUCCUGGGGAAGGAUCAUGAUAAAUAUCUGAGGAACCCUUGCUCUGCCGGGGGAAAGUUUGUUGUCCUUGAGCUUACAGAAGAAACUCUAGUUGAUGCAGUCAAAAUUGCAAAUUAUGAACAUUAUUCUUCUAAUUUCAAGGAUUUUGAGUUGUUUGGGAGUCUCUCAUAUCCAACUGAGGCAUGGAACCCACUGGGAACCUUUGUGGCCGCAAAUGUUAAGCAUGCUCAAUGCUUUAAGCUGCCUGAAUCCAAAUGGGUUAGAUACUUGAAGUUGAAUUUACUGAGUCAUUAUGGGUCAGAAUUUUAUUGCACUCUGAGUGUUUUGGAGGUAUAUGGGGUUGAUGCAAUCGAGCGAAUGCUUGAAGAUCUCAUUGUGAAUUCUGUGGACUCAGCUACAAAUAAAUUGCCAACUCCUGGUUCAGCUGCAACGCCUUUGUUAACACCAGAAACUGUUCUCAGCAACAAUGAAACGGAUGAUAUCGUUCAAGAUGUUGUUAAGGCUGCAAGUAAAGGAAUAGAAAGCAUCAAUGAUGGAAGGCUUGACAUAGAUUUGCCAAAUAAUCCAGUGACCAUGAGCAGCAUUCCUGAUCCUGUAAUUGAAGCUAGACAUCAGCCGAAUGGCAGAAUUCACGCUGAUGCUGUUCUAAAGAUAUUGAUGCAGAAGGUGAGAUCACUUGAGCUGAACUUAUCUGUGCUGGAGGAUUACAUCAAAGAACUGAACAAAAGGCAGGGGGAUAUAUUGCCUGAGCAUGAAGAAGAGCUAUUGAGAUUUGCAAAGCUUCUGGAGAAAAGCAAAAUGGAGAUCAGGGAUCUCUUGGAAUGGAAGGAGAUUGUGGAAAAAGGAAUUACUGAUCUUAAAUCAUGGAAAGCUGUUGUCUCAACCCAGGUGGAUUUAUUGGUCAGAGAAAAUGGCAUGCUGAGAUUAGACGUUGAAAAGGUUACAAGUGAUCAAGCAAGUCUGGAAAAGAAAGAGCUUGCUGUGCUUGCUGUGAGCUUUUCCUUUGCAUGUGUUGCAAUUCUCAAGUUAGUUUCAGAGCGAAUCUUAAUUUUGUUUGGAGCCCCUCUGUCUGAUAAGGUUUUACGGACAAGUAGAAGUUGGCUUUUGAUACUUGUUAGCAGCACUUUGACCAUGUUCAUUACAGUGCUCUAUAGCUAGUCUCCUAACUUGGCUCCAGGGAACCUCAUUAUUUGUUGGCCUAUGCCACAACGUAAAUAUAGCUUUUUGUAGUAAAAAUCAAAAGCAGUCAGUACAAUGGCUUUCUCUUGCAGUUCGAACAUUUGUGUUUGUGUGUGUAUGUUUUUUUGUGGUUCCUCGACGUGCUGUAAAUUUAGACGUUUCGAG